This is a messenger RNA of Penaeus chinensis, 2148 nucleotides long. Its product is annotated as extended synaptotagmin-1-like. NCBI's taxonomy places the organism in Eukaryota, Metazoa, Arthropoda, Malacostraca, Decapoda, Penaeidae. The coding region runs from base 1 to 2148 and encodes 715 amino acids. Gene Ontology annotation, molecular function: lipid binding. The record is from RefSeq and is a predicted model, not a curated record. The transcript is spliced from 18 exons.
AUGGCGGCCACUGACGGCAAUCCGUGUGCUCGAGGUUCACCAUUCUCCAGCGCGCUUGGUAUCUCUAGCAAGCGUCCUCAUUCCCAAAGACCGCGCAGAAUAACGACUCAGACCCCCAGCGGGUUCUCACUCCAAAGGGCCUUGCAGAUGUUGGGUGGUGUGAUAGAAUCCGUCGACAGCAUCCGGCGCUUCCUCGACGAUCGCACGGGGACAUUCGACGUCCUCCUCUUCCUCAGUUAUGUCUUAAAAGGCUUCUUCUUUCACAUCCUCGCCUCGUGGAGCUACGUCGGGGCAGCAUUCGCUGUUUUCUGCUUCGUCUCUUUCACUGAGCGUGAGGCUAAGAAGACGCCCCGAGCGAGAAGCGACGCUGCCACACCCAGGGCCCGUGACGAGGAAGCAAGAAAUGAGCUGCCAUCGCCGGGCUCCAGCAUGUUCUCCCUUCCGUGGAUCUUGCAGAUGCUGGGCGUUGCGAUAGAAUCCGUCGAUAGAAUCCUACGUUUCCUCGACGAUCACACAGGGACUUUCGACGUCUACCUCUUCCUCAGUUACGUGUUAAAGGGCUUCCUCUUUAACAUCCUUGCCUCGUGGAGCUACGUCGGGGCAGGACUCGUUAUUUUCUACUGCGUCUCCUCGAGAGGGCGUGAGGCCCAGCUAGACAAGAAGAUAGCCCUCGCGAGAACCGACGCUGCUACAUUCAAGGCCCUGUACGAAGAUGCUGGAAUCGAGCUGCCGCCGUGGAUCACCUUUCCAGAAGAAGAGCGAGCAGAAUGGUUAAACAAGAUUAUCAAUCAGCUGUGGCCAAAAUUUGAAGAAUAUGCUAAGGAUUAUUGCAAAUAUAUUAUACAACCAUACUACGCGACUCAACCCGAUUUUAUAGACUUCAAAUUUAGUAAGAUACAUCUUGGCGACGUCGCUCCUAUGGUCACCGGUGUUAAGGUUCAUAAUAGCACCUCGCGCCACAGGAUAACAAUCGACGUGAACAUUGUAUUUACAGGGAAUAAUUCAUUCGAAGUAAGCGUCAACGGAAUCAAAGCUGGCAUUAAAGAAUUUAAAAUAUCCGGUCAGAUGCGGAUCGUCCUUUCGCCACUAAGUAAUCACUCCCCAUUCAUACGAGGUUUUCAAGCUUUUUUCCUCCGAAAACCUGAUUUCCAUUUCAAAUUCACAAAAGUUGCGAAACCCCUAAAUAACUUCGAGGCUGUGUUUGGUGACUGGAUGCUGAAGACCUGGGUUUUCCCGAAAAAAUAUUGUAGCGUCAACGACACCUUGGAUCAGAUGCCAGUCCUCCAGGUCCAGGGUGUGAUCCGCCUAACCUCGGUGAGGGCUGAGGGCCUGGCUAGUAAAGCCUCACACUGCACGAUCACGCUCAGAGCACAAAAGCACACCACCGGGAAGACAAGAGGGUCUUGCAAUCCAAAAUGGAACGAUCUCAGCUACGAGUAUUGGGUCGAGAACAGAGAUUCGGAAGUGGUUGAAUUUGAGAUUUACGACGGGAACAAUGUAAUAGGAUGUUGUGAACUGGAUGUUCAGAAGAUAUAUGAGGGCAUAGAGGAAGCCAACCCAAUACAAUUGACCGAUGCCACGUCAGGUCGUCUGUAUAUCAACGCUACUUGGUAUGACCUGAAAAAUGAAGAUAUACCCUUUGAAACGGUGGAGGGAUCUUUUCACACGGCUGUUCUCGUGGUGUGGGUGGACUCCGUCAAAGGUCUCACUGGAAAACCUAAUCCAAUCGUGCGGCUUCGUGUCGGUGACGUAGCUCGGCCGCAAGAAACAAGGGAGGAACAGAAAGCGAACAAUCCAGUCUUUGAAGAGGACUUUAUCUUAUUUGUAAAGGACCCGCGAACUGAAAAACUGAAGGUGGAGGUAAUUGACAUGAAGACAGGCCAGUCAUUAGGCGCACUGGAGUUCAGCGUUGUUGACCUGCUCAGACAACCGAAUCUUGAGAUUUUGGAAAAGGAAUACAGUCUGGAUGAGUCUUCUGCGUCUAUCCAGCUCAGCAUGUCUCUUAGGACUGAGUUGUAUUCAUUAUAUUUUAGUCCACGAGUUGAUCAGGAGCGCCACGUCUUGCAGCAGGACGCCUCUCAAAUGCCAUCACAUGAUAAGGAUGCCCGCUUUAUCGCAGGCUCUGAGAUGCGUGACAUUCCGAGCUGA